AUGGAAUAUGCAACUCUCGAGUCGCGUCUUGCGACCUUUGAACCGCCAUCAAAACGAUCAAAGCUCGGAUGGCCGCAUAAGACACCAACGCCGGAAGAACUCGCGCGAGCGGGCUUCUACUACAAACCCUCCAGCGCCAGCAAUGAUAACACCAUCUGCUACCUUUGCGAAAGACAGCUGGACGGAUGGGAGCCAGACGAUGAUCCAAUUGGAGAGCAUUAUAAACAUUCAAGCGACUGUGGCUGGGCGAUAUUGAUGAGCGCGGGACAAGAUGCCAAACACGACGUCGGCACAAUGGAAGAUCCCACGGGACAGCUGUUUGCAGACGCUCGCCGAGCCACCUUCGCCGUCGGAUGGCCGCACGAGUCAAAAAGAGGUUGGCGAUGUAAGAUUGAGAAAAUGGUGGAAGCCGGCUGGCAUUAUGCGCCUCUACCGGACAGCGAAGAUUAUGUGUCCUGCGCGUUUUGCAAACUCUCUCUUGAUGGCUGGGAGCCAAAAGACGACCCUUUCGAAGAGCAUCAUCGGCGAUCCCCAAGCUGUCCAUUUUUCCAUUUUGCAGGGACCACCGCGCCAGCCAAGCGCCCCAAAGCCAAGAAAGGUCGCACAUCAAGAGCGUCGCGUUCUUCAAAGGCCUCGACCCGUUUAUCGACACAGUCGAACACGCAGGAUUUGACCGUGCUGUCAGAAGCUCCCAGUGCUGUUAACGAUCUAAUACCAGAUCUUGAUGAGUCGAUAGAUACGAGUACUAUGUCGGCGAUGUCGGUUAUGUCAACAGCAUCUACUGCCACAACCAGAAGCAAGCGAAAGGCUGCUGGGCCCCGACCGAAAGCGACAAAGUCGAAAAGAGCGAAGACCACCAAGUCGACAAAACCAAAGAAGGAAGAGCCUCAGUCAGAACCCGAGCCGAUAAAUGAAGCAGAGAUUCCAGCAGAAGUUGAGCCCGAGCAAGUUUCAACCCAGGUUGAUGGUGUGGAUAUCGAGCCAGCAGUUCAGUCUCACGAACAACAACAUCUUCCGAGUCCAGCGCCCACUCCUCCCGCAGAGGUCGCAUAUCCAUCAUUAGACGAAAACAACACUCCCCCACGGAUAUCCAAUGAGCCUCGUCAUCUGAGUCCUCUCGGCCCACCCCCUCAAGCAUCACCUACGCCUGUGAGGACACGGCCAUCCACAUCCGCCGUAAGAACAACAACGCCGAAGCCCAUCACCGGCAGAAUCAAAUCCGCUCGUUCUGCAACACCAACCCAAAAAGCCAACAAUAACUCUUCCCCUUCUCCCUCCCUCUCAACCUCAGACAUUGAAAAUGCCCCGCCCUCUACGCGUCCUGCGUCCGAACGUCCCCCCGUGCCUCCUCCUAGCUCAUUCUCUCCUACCCGUCAAACUCAACUCGCUUCAUCCCCCAACGCGGGCGCUGCAGAAAUGCCGAAAUGGUCGCCCGCCGACAUAGAAUUGAUUUUCACUCCCCCAUCUCCCCAGAAGGCGGAGGAUGCAGGAAUACUCCUCAGCCUGAUGACGGGUUCCUCGCAGCUCUCCACGAAUGAAAAGGCCAUGACGGUGCAGGAAUGGAUUGAAUACAUCGCUAAGCAGACGGAGGAAGGGUUGAGAGCCGAGGCGGAACGCGUGGUGGGCGUUUUUGAACGCGAGGGAGAGAGGGCCAUGAGGGCUCUCGAGGGCAUUGUUUGUGCUUGA
Cladophialophora psammophila CBS 110553 is the source of this 1686-nucleotide messenger RNA. RefSeq lists its product as uncharacterized. NCBI's taxonomy places the organism in Eukaryota, Fungi, Ascomycota, Eurotiomycetes, Chaetothyriales, Herpotrichiellaceae. The transcript has a single exon. The record is from RefSeq and is a predicted model, not a curated record. The coding region runs from base 1 to 1686 and encodes 561 amino acids.